Messenger RNA from Diaporthe amygdali, 1074 nucleotides. Its product is annotated as integral membrane family protein. The transcript is spliced from 4 exons. Lineage: Eukaryota; Fungi; Ascomycota; Sordariomycetes; Diaporthales; Diaporthaceae. The record is from RefSeq and is a predicted model, not a curated record. The coding region runs from base 1 to 1074 and encodes 357 amino acids.
AUGGCAGACCCAGCUCCCGCAAGCCCAGACAUCAACCGUGGUCCUCAGAUCCUCGCCAUAUGCGGGACGCUCGUCGGCGUGGCCGCGACCACGGUGCUGCUGCGCAUCUGGGUGCGCGUGACAAUCACGCGCCAGCUGGGCUGGGACGACGGCUUCAUCCUCGCCGCAGUGGCUGUCAUGCUGGCCGAGAUGGUGGUUAUUGUACCCGAGGUACACUACGGCGCCGGCCGCCACGUCCAGUAUAUCCACCCAUCUUCGAACAUCGUUAAGGGCCUGCACCUCAACUUCGUCACGCAGCCGCUGUGCUUGAUCAGCCUGUGCUUCACAAAAGUCAGCGUCGGGCUGUUCCUCCUGCGGCUGAAGCCAUCGUGGAGGUUUGUCUUAUUCAUCCGCGGUGUGAUUGUGUUCACUGUCUUGUCGGCCGCCGGAAAUCUGUUGACCGUUUUCUUCCAAUGCACACCACUGUACUUCGUUUGGGACCACUCGGUACCGGGUGGAAAGUGCAUUGCAGCAAAGGACCUCAAAUUCGCCGCUUUCUUCAAUUCCAGCGUGUCUCUUCUGACCGACCUUGUCUUUGCCCUGCUUCCAAUACCCAUAUUGUGGUCGAUACAGCUUAACUGGAAAGUAAAAGUUGCUGUCAGUGCGGUCCUUGCUCUGGGUAUUUUCGCAUCAGCAGCAGCAGUCGUCAAGAUGACCUGCCUCUCUAGCUACGGCUCCCAUGGGGACUUCCUUUGGGACAGUACAGAUAUAACGAUAUGGACCACAGUCGAGAUCUGCACAGCUAUAAUAGCAGCUUCGAUUCCGAGCCUCAAGCCCCUAUUCAAAGCCAUUCUCGGGGGCUCAUCGGCACUCAGCCGUAGGACGAGCCGGUACAUUCGAAAUAGUGAUAGUUUCCCAAACGCAUCGAAGCGCAGAGAAACCGCCCUUGAGAUGUACAAUAGUCGACUCAAGAGCACGGGAGUGUCGAGCAGCGGGCGUCGUCGGUUCGACAACGAGUCCGAAGAAAUGAUUCUCUCAGCACAGGAUGGCAUCCAGAAGAAGACGCAUGUCUCUGUCUCGAUUGAAGACCCCUGA